Danaus chrysippus (African queen) is the source of this 276-nucleotide messenger RNA. Lineage: Eukaryota; Metazoa; Arthropoda; Insecta; Lepidoptera; Nymphalidae. The record is from the annotation of a GenBank genome assembly.
AUGGAACGACGCCUCCCCAACACCCGCGACUCGACCGACCGACGCGCGGCGCGGGGGGCGCUCAUGACCGAUCACUUAACCUGCAACACAACACACCGCCUCGUUAGCUUCAUCGGUACAGUACACAGACAGACAGACAGGCGCUCAUGUCUAGUAUGGCUGGUGCCUCUGGUUGGCGCGGCCCCCGCCACCGCCGCCGCCGCCCCCGCGCUGCUUGCCGCCCUGGUAACCUGCUACAACGAGUCACAUGAUAUCCUCGGCCCACACACUCCGUGA